Molecule: messenger RNA, 3840 nt
Organism: Drosophila takahashii
Lineage: Eukaryota; Metazoa; Arthropoda; Insecta; Diptera; Drosophilidae
Gene: dachs
Product: unconventional myosin-IXb-like dachs
Biological process (GO): actin filament organization; vesicle transport along actin filament
Cellular component (GO): actin cytoskeleton; myosin complex; vesicle
Molecular function (GO): ATP binding; actin filament binding; cytoskeletal motor activity
Source: RefSeq, a predicted model, not a curated record
UCGUCGUCGUGGCCACACAAAUGUUCAACAACGAUGGCCACAUUGGGCCUGUCAAAAGUCUUUAUACUGGAUAAAUACUUCACCGAAUUGCAAAAAUUUUGGGAGACGGAGAAGAAGCUGCAGGAUGCAUCUUCAUCCAAUGAGGCUGUUCACCUGCAGCAGCGGCUCAAAAGCCUGAGCACCGAGUUGGUUACCCUGCGAAAUCGCCUGCAUGUGGGCCAAGGACCGGGUCAGAAUCCCAGCCAGAAUGCCUCCGCAGGAGGGGCCAACUCGGGUCCCAAGGCCAGCUUUGACCUGAAUGCCUCCAGUCCGAAUCUCAACCUGAGUCUCUCCGCCAGCGCCGUGCAACAGCACACCAAUGGGCACCACACGAAGAAUCACAACUUCAGCCAGACGCUGCCAACAAACUCGGGCUCAGGAGGAGGAGGAGCAGGAGGAACAGGAGGAGCAGGGGCAGUGGUGUCGGCGAGGAACACCUCGAUUCCACACCCACUUCCGCACCAGCUGGGCGAGAAGACGAGCCUGUCGCACCAUCAAAGUGGCAGCGGACAUGGCCAGUCCACUGGGACGCUGCCGCACAUGAGCAGCAUGGGAAGCAUCCUGGGGCACGGUUCCCACUCCCACUCCCAACCACCGGCCAACAGCAACUCCAAUACGCUGCCCAUGCGCUCCUCCAACUCGGGACAGCUUGGUACCAACGGAGGAGGAGGAGCUGGAGGAGGAGGAGGAGGCGCUGGUCACCAUCUCAGCCACGCCCACAGCCAACAAUUGCCAUUCAUCCCGCUGCCGAAGCACGCGAAUCCCUGCCAGAGUGUCAAGACUCUGCCCUUUGGCUUCGGAUUUGCCGGAGGUCAGCAGAAGCUGCAGCAGCAGCAGCAGCACCAUCAGCAGCAGCAGCUGGCCAAAUCCCUGCCCAAGGACAUGCAGGACCUGAUCCACCUGUCCGGACCCCUCACCGAACAUGCCGUGAUGCGAACGCUGCAGGCCCGCUUCAACGAGCAGCGGUACUUUACGAAUGUGGGUCCCAUCUUGCUGUCCAUCAAUCCGUACCUGGACGUGGGCAACCCGCUGACCCUCACCUCCACCCGCGCUCUGCCGCUGGCCCCGCAGCUGCAGAAGAUCGUCCAGGAGGCAGUGCGUCAGCAGAGCGAGACGGGCUAUCCGCAGGCCAUCAUCCUGUCGGGCACCUCGGGAGCCGGCAAGACGGCCAAUGCCAUGCUGAUGCUUCGCCAGCUGUUCGCCAUCGCUGGCGGAGGUCCUGAGACGGAUGCCUUCAAGCAUUUGGCCGCCGCCUUCACGGUCCUCCGAUCAUUGGGCUCGGCCAAGACCACCACCAACUCGGAGUCCAGUCGCAUCGGGCAGUUCAUCGAGGUGCAGGUCACGGACGGAGCCCUAUACCGCACCAAGAUCCACUGCUACUUCCUGGACCAGACGCGCGUCAUCCGUCCGCUGCCGAAGGAGAAGAACUACCACAUCUUCUACCAACUGCUGGCCGGUCUCAGCCGAGAGGAGCGCCAGAAGCUCCAUCUCGAUGGCUACUCACCGGCCAAUCUGCGUUACCUGCGAGGGGAUUUAGGUCAAAACGAACAGGAGGAUGCGGUGCGCUUCCAGGCCUGGAAAACCUGUCUCGGCAUCCUGGGCAUCCCCUUUCUGGACGUGGUCCGUGUCCUGGCCGCCGUUCUGCUGCUGGGCAAUGUGCAGUUCAUUGAUGGUGGGGGCCUCGAGGUGGACGUGAAUGGGGAGACGGAGCUGAACUCGGUGGCCAGCCUGCUGGGCGUUCCGCCGGCGGCGCUUUUCCGCGGCCUGACCACCCGGACGCACAACGUCCGUGGCCAGCUGGUGAAGUCGGUGUGCGGCGAUGGCGAUGCCAACAUGACGCGCGACUGCCUGGCCAAAGCGCUCUACUGCCGCACAGUGGCCACCAUAGUGCGUCGGGCCAACAGCCUGAAGCGCCUGGGCUCCACGCUGGGAACCCUGAGCUCGGACUCCAAUGAAUCGGUGCACAACCAGGCGGAUGCCGCCUCCCAGCACGCCUCCACAAUUGGCGGUGGCAAUGCGGGCUCCAAAUCGAUGGCUGCCCUGAAUAAUGCAGUGCGACAUGCCACCGAUGGGUUCAUCGGCAUCCUGGACAUGUUCGGCUUCGAGGAGCCCUCGCCGCACGCCCACCUGGAGCACCUGUGCAUCAAUCUGUGCGCCGAGACGAUGCAGCACUUCUACAACACGCACAUCUUCAAGUCCUCGGUGGAGUCCUGCCGCGACGAGGGCAUCGUCUGCGACACCGAGGUUGACUACGUGGACAAUGUGCCCUGCAUCGAUCUGAUAUCCUCGCUGCGCACGGGCCUCCUCAGCAUGCUGGACGCGGAGUGCUCGGUGCGGGGCACCGCGGAGAGCUAUGUGGCCAAGCUGAAGGUGCAGCACCGGUGCUCCAGCCGCCUGGAGACGAAACCCACCGCCGAGCCGCACGAUCCGCGCAUGUUCCUCAUCCGUCACUUUGCCGGACGGGUGGAGUACGACACCACCGACUUCCUGGACACCAAUCGGGAUGUGGUUCCGGACGAUCUGGUGGCCGUCUUCUACAAGCACACCUGCAACUUUGGCUUCGCCACCCAUCUCUUUGGCUCCGAACUGAAGGCCCUGUAUGCCCAGCAGCAGGCGCCGCGGGGCCUCAGCUUCCGGAUUUCGCCCACCUCUCACUCGGAUCUGCUGAAUGGCGAUGAGCCGGUGUCCACGCUCACCCAGGACUUCCACACCAGGCUGGAUAAUCUUCUAAGGACCCUCGUGCAUGCCAGGCCGCAUUUCGUGCGCUGCAUUCGGAGCAAUGGCAACGAGGCGGCUGGGAGCUUCGAUCGGGCCACGGUGGUCCGGCAGAUCAGAUCCCUGCAGGUCCUGGAGACGGUCAACCUGAUGGCCAGUGGAUUUCCGCAUCGCAUGAGAUUCAAGCAGUUCAACGCCCGCUACCGCAUGUUGGCCCCCUUCCGCCUGCUGCGGCGCAGCGAGGACAAGGCUCUGGAGGACUGCCAGCUGAUCCUGCAGUACGCCCUGGAGCAGCCGCCGGUGCUGGAUGGCUCUGUGACCCUGGCCUGGGCUCCCGGCAAGCGGCACGUCUUCCUCAGCGAGGGCAUCCGCCAGCAUCUGGAGCACUUGCGGACGGAGAUUCGCCACAAGAGCGCCACUUUGAUGCAGGCCACCUGGCGUGGAUGGUGGUGGCGCAAGAAGGUGGGCAGUAGGGGAGCCAAGCUUUCAUCGAGGGCCACGGGUGUAGCUCCUCUGCCGGUGAGCAAGACGUCGCAGAACUCUGCGGCGCAGAACAAGGCCGCAUCCUCCACCAUGGCUGCCCUGGCUGCAGUGGCAGCUGCAGCUCCAAGUACGGUGCCACGUCUUUCGGCCAAGUCCACGAACCUGGGCAUCGGCGGCACAGUGGCCAGACCACGACCACAACCCAUUGCCGGAACUCCUCCGCCGGAUCCGCAGGAGAAGUGCGACCAGAAGAUCAUACAGCAGACCUGUAAUCUGUUUGGUCUGGAUUUGGAACGUCCACCUCCUGUCCCACCAUCUCGAGCCUACACCAUCUCCGGAAACUCGAAGCUGGGCUAUCCACAGAAUCGCGUGAUGAAGAUGAACUUUCCCGAGGAGGGUCAGGCGGAGGCGCUGCAGCUGAAGAAGGGCGAGGCGGUGACCGUGAUGGGGGCCUCCACCGGUCGGGGUCACCUCCUGGUGGAGCACAAGGGCCAGAGCUUCCAUGUGCCCUUUCAGUAUAUGGAACUGAUUGCUUCUGAUGGUGCUGCCGGAAGCAACCUGCCACCGAUUCCAGCUGGCCAACCCAAUGGUGUGAAAAUUUGA